AUGCUGAAAUCCUCAAUCGCUUCGCUUCUUUCCCUCGCAUCGCUCAUCUCAGCCUACCAAGUAGAAAUUCACCCAGAAUAUCAAGAAGGUCUAUCUAUCAAUGAUGUCCCGCAGGAACGACGGCUGCACUGGAUGAGAGUAGCCAACGAAGCUGUAUAUGCCGAUGGACAUCCAUGUCCUCAGGCUCCUUUCGGGAGCGCUAUAGUGAACACUACCUCGGAUGAGUUGGUUUGUGUAACAUCUAACAAAGUUGGGGUGACAGGUAACCCAGCGAUGCAUGGUGAAAUAUCUGCUAUAACGCAUUGUACAGAAGUAUUGACAAAGAAGGGUCUAUCACCUCAGGAGAUAUUGGCAGCAUGGAAGGAUUUCAGUUUGUACACCAAUGGUGAACCUUGCCCUAUGUGCGCUUCUGCUAUACGGUGGGCAGGAUUCAAGGAAGUCAUUUAUGGGACUAGUAUACGGACGAUAGCAGAGAAUGGUCGAAAUCAAAUUUAUAUACCUUCUUCACACGUAUGGGAGAAAUCGUAUUCUCUAGGUCAUGCUACUCUCAUGCUAGGUAACAUCCUUACCAACGAGACUGAUGUAUUCUUCGCUCAUCAAUUCAAUGAAUCUGCACCUUGUCCUACUGGAUGCGAAAGGCAGAGUGCACCAGGAAAGAGAGUCCAAGCUUGUGCACCCGUUGACAAUUGGCAGGAAGUGGUUCGUAAAGCUGGGAAAGGGCUGGCUAUAACAGAGGGAAGAGGGCAUGAUGAACUGUAG
Messenger RNA from Kwoniella botswanensis, 759 nucleotides. RefSeq lists its product as uncharacterized. Gene Ontology annotation, biological process: tRNA wobble adenosine to inosine editing. The record is from RefSeq and is a predicted model, not a curated record. Gene Ontology annotation, cellular component: cytoplasm; nucleus. Bases 1 to 759 code for a protein of 252 amino acids. Gene Ontology annotation, molecular function: tRNA-specific adenosine-34 deaminase activity; zinc ion binding. Lineage: Eukaryota; Fungi; Basidiomycota; Tremellomycetes; Tremellales; Cryptococcaceae. The transcript has 6 exons.